AUGUCGAACCAAUUAGCUGGACUCAGAGACAGCUCGAACUUACUGGGCGAAAAGAACAAGCUGCUGGUCGCCAACAGAGGCGAAAUCCCCAUCAGAAUCUUCCGGUCGGCACAUGAGCUGUCUAUGAAGACCGUGGCGAUCUAUUCGCACGAGGACAGACUGUCCAUGCACAGAUUGAAGGCCGAUGAGGCGUACAUGAUCGGUCAGGAGGGUAAGUACACACCUGUGGGUGCGUACUUGGCCAUUGACGAGAUCAUCGAAAUAGCAAAGCAGCACGGUGUGGACUUCAUACACCCGGGGUAUGGGUUUUUGUCAGAAAACUCUGAGUUUGCUGAGAAGGUGGCCGCUGCCGGGAUCACCUGGAUCGGUCCUCCAGCAGAUGUGAUCGAGUCCGUUGGUGACAAGGUUUCGGCCAGAAACCUAGCUGCCAAGGCCGACGUGCCAGUCGUACCGGGUACACCAGGCCCCAUCGACUCCGUUGACGAAGCGCGUGCCUUCGUACAAGAGUAUGGCUAUCCAGUCAUCAUCAAGGCCGCCUACGGUGGUGGUGGUAGAGGUAUGAGAGUGGUGCGUGAAGGUGACGACAUCGCUGAUGCCUUCCAACGUGCCACUUCCGAAGCCAAGACCGCCUUCGGUAAUGGUACUUGUUUCAUCGAGAGAUUCUUGGACAAGCCCAAGCACAUCGAGGUACAAUUGCUUGCCGACAGUUACGGCAAUGUCGUUCAUUUGUUCGAAAGAGACUGUUCCGUGCAAAGAAGACACCAAAAGGUCGUGGAAGUUGCACCUGCCAAGACUUUGCCCAAGGAUGUCCGUGACGCCAUUUUGACUGAUGCCGUAAAGUUGGCCAAGGUCGCUGGAUACAGAAACGCAGGUACUGCCGAAUUUUUAGUCGACAACCAGAACAGACACUACUUCAUCGAAAUCAACCCUAGAAUUCAAGUCGAGCACACAAUUACCGAAGAAAUCACCGGUAUUGAUAUUGUGGCUGCUCAAAUCCAGAUUGCUGCUGGUGCUUCUCUCGAGCAAUUAGGUCUUUUGCAGGACAAGAUCACUACUAGAGGGUUUGCAAUUCAAUGUCGUAUUACCACUGAAGAUCCUGCUAAAAACUUCCAACCUGAUACGGGUCGUAUUGAAGUGUACCGUUCCGCUGGUGGUAACGGUGUGAGAUUGGAUGGUGGUAAUGCCUACGCAGGUGCCGUGAUCUCUCCACAUUACGACUCCAUGUUGGUCAAAUGUUCAUGUUCUGGUUCCACUUAUGAGAUCGUCCGUCGCAAGAUGUUGCGUGCCUUGAUUGAGUUCAGAAUUAGAGGAGUCAAGACAAACAUUCCAUUUUUGUUGACUUUGUUGACCAACCCAGUUUUCAUUAACGGUGACUAUUGGACCACUUUCAUUGAUGACACUCCUAAGCUAUUCGAGAUGGUCUCUUCUCAAAACAGAGCCCAAAAGCUUCUACACUACUUAGCCGACCUGGCCGUCAAUGGAUCAUCCAUCAAGGGUCAAAUGGGAUUGCCAAAGUUGCACACACAGCCAACUAUUCCCGUUUUGCACGACUCUGAAGGUAAUGACAUCGACGUUAGCACACCUCCCCUAGCUGGUUGGAGACAGGUUUUGCUAGAAAAGGGUCCUGCUGCCUUUGCCAAACAAGUCCGUAAGUUCAACGGUACCCUUCUUAUGGACACUACUUGGAGAGAUGCUCAUCAAUCUCUUUUGGCCACUAGAGUCCGUACUUACGAUUUGGCUGCCAUCGCACCAACUACUGCCCACGCUCUUUCUGGAGCUUUCGCUCUUGAAUGUUGGGGUGGUGCUACAUUCGACGUCGCCAUGAGAUUCUUGCACGAGGACCCAUGGGAACGUUUGAGAACAUUGAGAAAGCUUGUUCCAAACAUUCCUUUCCAAAUGUUACUACGUGGUGCUAAUGGUGUCGCGUAUUCUUCUUUGCCAGACAAUGCCAUCGACCACUUUGUUCUACAAGCUAAAGAAAACGGUGUCGACAUUUUCAGAGUGUUUGAUGCUUUGAACGACCUUGAACAAUUGAACGUCGGUGUCAGUGCUGUCAAGAAAGCUGGCGGUGUCGUCGAAGCAACUAUCUGUUACUCGGGUGACAUGUUGCAACCAGGCAAGAAGUACAACUUGGACUAUUAUCUUGAAAUCACCGAUAAGAUCGUCCAGAUGGGAACUCACAUCUUGGGUAUCAAGGAUAUGGCUGGUACCAUGAAACCAUCUGCCGCUAAGCUACUUAUUGGCUCAAUCAGAGCUAAAUACCCUGACCUACCUAUCCACGUUCACACUCACGAUUCUGCUGGUACUGCUGUGGCAUCCAUGGCUGCUUGUGCCUUCGCAGGCGCUGAUGUUGUCGAUGUGGCUACCAACUCCAUGUCCGGUUUGACAUCGCAACCUUCUAUCAAUGCCUUGUUGGCCUCAUUGGAUGGUGAAAUUAACACCGACAUCAAUGUCAACCUGGUCCGGGAAUUGGACGCUUACUGGGCCCAAAUGAGAUUAUUGUACUCUUGUUUCGAAGCCGAUCUAAAGGGUCCAGAUCCAGAGGUUUACGUACACGAAAUCCCAGGUGGUCAAUUGACCAACUUAUUGUUCCAAGCUCAACAGCUUGGUCUUGGUGAACAAUGGACCGAAACAAAGAAAGCUUACAGAGAAGCCAACUAUCUUUUGGGUGAUUUGGUCAAGGUUACCCCUACCUCCAAGGUUGUGGGUGAUUUGGCUCAAUUCAUGGUCACCAACAAGUUGACCCCAGAUGACGUUAGACGUCUGGCCUCUUCGUUGGAUUUCCCAGAUUCCGUCAUGGACUUCUUUGAAGGAUUAAUCGGUCAACCAUAUGGUGGCUUCCCAGAACCUCUCAGAUCAGAUGUUUUGAGAAACAAGAGAAGAAAGUUGACUUGCCGUCCAGGCUUGGAAUUGGCACCUUUCGACUUAGAGAGAAUCAAGGAUGACUUGCAAGACAGAUUUGGAGAUAUUGGUGAAUGUGACGUUGCAUCUUACAACAUGUACCCAAAGGUCUACGAAGACUUCCGCAAGAUCAGAGAGCUAUAUGGUGACCUCUCAGUUCUGCCAACAAAGAACUUUUUGUCUCCUCCAGUGGUCGGUGAAGAAAUUGUUGUCACUAUUGAACAAGGUAAGACUUUGAUUAUCAAGCCUCAAGCCAUCGGUGACUUGAACAAAGAAACUGGUAGAAGAGAAGUUUACUUCGAGUUGAACGGUGAACUGAGAAAGGUUGCUGUUGUCGACAGAUCACAAAAGCUAGAAACCGUCUCCAAACCAAAGGCUGACGCUCAUGAUCCAUUCCAGGUCGGUGCUCCAAUGGCAGGUGUGGUCAUUGAAGUUAAAGUGCACAAGGGAUCUCUAGUAAAGAAGGGUCAACCAGUUGCUGUUUUGAGUGCAAUGAAGAUGGAGAUGGUCAUCUCUUCGCCCUCAGAUGGUCAAGUUAAGGAGGUCAUGGUUAAGGAUGGAGAAAAUGUCGAUGCCUCUGACCUAUUGGUUCUUCUUGAAGACCCAAACCCAACAAAGCAAGAGUCUUAG
Molecule: messenger RNA, 3531 nt
Organism: Lachancea fermentati
Lineage: Eukaryota; Fungi; Ascomycota; Saccharomycetes; Saccharomycetales; Saccharomycetaceae
Source: the annotation of a GenBank genome assembly